Neospora caninum is the source of this 594-nucleotide messenger RNA. Its product is annotated as putative reticulon domain-containing protein. The record is from RefSeq and is a predicted model, not a curated record. The transcript has a single exon. NCBI's taxonomy places the organism in Eukaryota, Apicomplexa, Conoidasida, Eucoccidiorida, Sarcocystidae. Bases 1 to 594 code for a protein of 197 amino acids.
AUGUCGAAAAACAGCUGUGGUUCAUCGUGUUCCCCUGGACGGGAAUGCGAGUGUGGACUGACUCGGUUGCUGUCGUGGGAAAACCCAACGACGACGGGGUCACUGUUUUUGGGAUUCAACCUGGUUUACUUUUUCGUUUUCGUUCUGCGUAAAUCACUUCUCUCUGUUAGUUGCUACUUCCUCCUUGUUCCCUUCGCUGCGGGUUUUCUGUUUCGUAUUCUGGACCUUGCGCCCUCCUUUGGGGAAGGCCCCGCAGAAAUCGUGAGUCGAAGUACAAUCGGUGAAAAGAUUAAUGGCUGCUACGAGAAGGUUAACCAUGUCCUGGAGUCAGUGCGCGAUGUGUUGCUAUGGAAGAAUGCCAUGUACUCGGCGAAGUGCUGCGCGUUGACGUGGGCUAUCGGCUAUGUGUCAUCGUUUUUCUCCAUGUCCUUCCUUGUUUUCUGUGUCGUGUGGAUCGCCUUUGGCCUCUCCUUCGUCAAGAAGACGUGCGCAACGCCCGUGUGCUCGUAUGUCUCCCCAUACAUCCGAGAGGCCCAAGAUUUGACGCAUCGCGUGGUUGCCGCCAUUCCCCGGAUGGAUAAUGUCACAAAGUAG